CCUGCAGAGAUAGUGCAAAAAGUACGUAAUGGUCAACGUCCAUAUUUCCGACCAUCCGUGGACACAAGCUGUCACAGUGAAGAACUUGGGGUUCUGAUGGAGCGUUGCUGGGCUGAGGAGCCGUUGGAGCGGCCAGAUUUUAACCAGGUCAAUGCAUACAUUUGCAAGUUCAACAAGUGAGGACCAUUCUUUAUCCUUUGUAGAAUCUUUGGGGCAGCAGAGACGUGAGAGAGGUAUAAAGUUGUUAUUAAAACUUGUUUUUCACAGAGAAGGAAGAACCAGCAUACUUGAUAAUCUACUGUCCCGUAUGGAGCAAUAUGCAAAUAACCUGGAGAAACUAGUGGAGGAGCGAACGCAGGCAUAUCUAGAGGAAAAACGCAAGGCGGAGAAUCUGCUGUACCAGAUCUUACCACAGUGAGUAUACCAUACAAUCUGCACACAAUGAGAGAUAAGGGUGUCUUGAGGAAGUUGGGGGUGGGGGACAGCGCACACAGGACAGGAGUGUGGGUUCUAUAGGUAUAAAGUCAAUUCGCCUGUAGAGGGGUAGGGUCAGGGCAUAGGGAGGUAGGGGUUGGGGCACGACACCAGGGGUUGGGGUGGGGGCAGAAAUGGGUAGGAUACAGGGAGGGUAUGUGUAACGGCACCCCCAGGCAUAAAAGGGGUUAAAAGCCGUUUAGGAGAUCUUCCCCUUCCAGAGACACAGGCACAGCUACUGCAGAACACCAAUCCGCCGAACAGGAAACCAUAUGAAUGCCAUAAACAGCAGAAUAGGAAAAACCAUACGAAUAGGUUUACACUCCUAGCAGUCGAACUGGAACAGCAUACAAUAAAUCCCCCCAAGAACGAGACAAAGCUCUGUGUUGAGGGUCAAGCAGUGAACAGACAGAGCUGUGGGUUUAUCUUUCUUAUAUACACAUUAGUACCACCCACAGGGUUUUGGAAAACAACCAAUAAACACAUACAAUACACUCAGACACUCCCACACAAAAUCCUCCCCUCUGCCUGUGAUUCAAUUACCUUACACAAUGGGUAAUGUAAUUAUAACAAGCAGAGAAAUACAAUUUUUCCACAUUAUUCAUAACUUGAAAAAUAUGCAUCACAUUCACAUUAUCCAAAAUCAUCCAAAUUUGUCCAGUGGUUCACAAGAUAGAUCGUAGUCCUUUGUGACCAAAGGAAGCAUGGCUUUUCUGCCCAAAACCAGUUCCACCGAGUCUUCUAUCCUGGAGAUAAUUGGGAAGUAAUCCAAUUAUCUCCAAGGACAGAGGCAAAACUCCAUUGAACACAUGGCAGCAAAAGACAAUAAAACACAUAAAAACAUAUAACUGUCAACUAUUGCACAAAACAGGUACAUUUAACAUAUCCCCAGAUAGCUCAGAUCUGAGCGCACAUUAUUACUGAAUGGCGCUCAGAGCACACACAUACAGUUCAAUUGCCAUGGAGCCAAAGUCUUUCCCAUAGUCUUUCAUUAUAUGAAUGGGCUCCAUGGCAUAGCUAUCUGGGGUAUCACCGCUCAAACAGGGCAAGCACCGAAUGACCCGGCUUUCAUCUCUUCACAGGGGAAAAGCAAGCGUUUCAACAUGGGGCCAUAGUCCAAAGGUAACAGGCGAGCAACCAGGCUUCUCCAAUGCAAUGUGGCGAGAUUGGUCUUGUCACAGUAUGAAUGGGUCAGGGUGCAGGGAGGUAGGAGUGGGGGCAAGACACAGGGCAUAGGGGUUUGGGCAGGACAUAGGGGGUAGAAAUGGGUAGGAUACAGGGAGGGUAUGGAUGGGUCAGGGUACAGGGAGGUAGGAGUGGGGGGCAGGACACGGGGUAGGAAUGGGUAGGAUACAGGGAGGUAGGGGUGGGGGCAGGACACAGGUGGUAGGAAUGGGCAGGACACAGGUGGUAGGAAUGCGAAGGAUACAGUUGGUAGGGGUGGGGACAAGACACAGGUGGUAGGAAUAGGGAGAAGCAGCAGAAGUCCACAAUUAGCUCUGUGUGUUUUAUUCAGUUCUGUUGCAGAGCAGUUGAAAAGGGGGGAGACGGUCCAAGCGGAAGCAUUUGACAGUGUUACCAUUUACUUCAGUGACAUUGUAGGGUUCACAUCAAUGUCUGCGGAGAGCACCCCAAUGCAGGUAAUAUCACAACCAUUCCUUAUUUAUCCUUAUUGUUUGUGUAACAAAGCCCGGAUCAACAUGCGCACUCCUAGACUUACCACGCAGACUGUCUCAGGAUAUAGAAAAGAUUAGAUUUACUUUAGAGUACUCGGCCGGGACAGCGCAGUCUCAUAAUUGUCACACUCAGAUCAGCUGCAAAAUAUAUUUCAUUUAUUAUUUAAUUUCACCAGAUAAUAUCUGUCUAUCAGCAAGGUUUACCAUUAAUUCAGCCAAAAAACUCCCAUAGUAUGCUUGCUAACUCCACAUACUGACCCCCCAUAGUGUGCUCUCUGACCCCCCCAUAGCAUGCUCUCUGACCUCCCAUAGCGUGUUCUCUGACACCCCAUAGCGUACUCUACCAUAGUGUGCUCUCUAAACCCCCAUAGUAUUCUCUCUGACACCCGCAUAUUGUGCACUCUGACCCCCCGUAGCAUGCACUCUGACCCCCAGUAGCGUGCUCUCUGACCCCCCAGUACAGUGCUAUCUGACCCCCAGUAGCAUGCUGUCUGACUCCCAGUAGCAUGCUCUCUGACUCACCGUAGCGUGCUCUCUGACACCCGCAUAUUGUGCACUCUGACCCCCCGUAGCAUGCACUCUGACCCCCAGUAGCGUGCUCUCUGACCCCCCAGUACAGUGCUAUCUGACCCCCAGUAGCAUGCUGUCUGACUCCCAGUAGCAUGCUCUCUGACUCACCGUAGCGUGCUCUCUGACCCCCGGUAGCGUGCUCUCUGACUCCCAGAAUGAUGCACUCAUUUCAUGUUGGUGGAUACACAAAUAAUUAUUUCUCUUGUUUAUGAAUAUAAUUGCAGUGUAUUGCACAGUGCUGGGUACACUGAGUGAUAAAUACGGAUUAUCUGUAAGGUCUUCCUCUCUUUACAGGUGGUUACGUUACUCAAUGAUCUCUAUACCUGCUUUGAUGCCAUCAUAGAUAACUUUGAUGUUUACAAGGUAAGUAGGACAUCAGCUGGGCACCAUGCAAACAGCAGAAUAAUUAUUUCUGAAUACAAUAAUACGCGUGUUCUCCGAGAUACUGUGUAUCUGUUUUAUAUUGUCAUAAUAUAGUGUGUCCCUGUUACACUGUGAAUGUUGCUUAUACUGAGAAGGAGAGAUUCGUCCAUUAAAUCCCUCGGACACACUGUAUUGGUGAGCCCUCCAUUUAUACCACCACAAAGACCAUUAUAAGACUCUAGGGUCUCAAUAUCAUUGUUUUGAAUAAGAAUCAGAAAUUAUCCCUGUACCCCGGCUGGGUACUUCUGCCAAGCUCGCUUCCUAGCUGGAACCAGGACACCUGAAGCACUUUAGCCCCAGCUUGACUGGGGUCCUCCUAGAGCUUUUGCACCCAACCAGGCUGCUGCUCUCCUUCUAGGCAAGUAUCGUCCUCUCCGCUGCAGUCUUUCUUCCAGGCAGGUAUCGUCCUCUCCGCUGCAGUCUUUCUUCCAGGCAGGUAUUGUCCUCUCCGCUGCCGUCUUUCUUCCAGGCAGGUAUCGUUUGCUCUGCUCACAGUGAUUAUAGUUAUUGCAGCUCUCAGGCUUAGCUCUCUUGCUUUAUCCCAGGGCUAGAGGGAUCAUAUUGCCAGCCAACAGGUCCAAAAACUGUCACUGAGAUUCCUAAAUAUUCCCACAGAACACCCACCUUCAAAUGGAACUAUAUUUUUCUUGGGAGUAGCCCAUAUGAUCAUUACAUUUAUAUUGCUGUGACAAACAUAAUAAAAUUAAAAUAACCAAAACUUGUCAGAAAGCAUACAGAGAAUUAUAAUAACACAAUAACAUAUCUACAAAGGGUUAGGGAAGUCAAUAAUCAACACAAAAUAGCUCUCAAUAAUCUCAAAAUAAUCUACCCUAAUAUGCAAUGCUAAUUAGCAAGCCUUGCCAUUCAGGUAGUGCAUACAGCAGUUGCUAGAUCCUUGCAACCAACAGGUGGCGCUGUACAAGCUCCACAAUCAAAUCCACCUAGUUGAUUGCAAGCAAUAGCAAGACAGGAGAGCACACUAACAUUUAACAUUAAACAAUUACAUUGCACAAACCCUGCACCCACAAUUGGUACAGGGUGACUUAAACAUAGGAGUCAUCCAGGGAUCUAAUUAAAGUGUUCAUCAUAUUCUCCAAGUGAAGGAGAUUUCUAAACUUUUGAAAUUAUUUAUCUACAAAAAUCCCCAUAUAGACAUUUGUUAGAAUUUUUCAAAUGAUUUAUCUACAGAUUGUUUGUAAUUGUCUCAUUUAUUGUUAAAUGUCCCCUUUGUGAAGCGCUGCGGAGUACAUAGGAGCUAUAAAUGCCAAUAAUAAUAGUAAUGUAGGCACACACUUUUGGAAACCCUCCCUCUAAAUACAAACCCUAUAAUAUUUUUUUCUAGGGUUUUUCGAUUUAAUUAUUAAUACAUAUAAUUGUAAUAAUAAUAAUGACUCAGGUAUAGUUAUCCAUGUAAGUGUGUGAAAUAAUUAAAAGAAAUGCUGGCCAUUAAAUGCAGUAAAUCUUUAAUUAUGGGUGUAAAUGUUUGUGUUUCAUUUUAUGUUUACCUGUAUAGGAGUGUGUGCGUGUGUACAUAAGAGAAUGACUCAGUGAAUGAGUAUAUAUCUGUGUGUCAGUGUGUUUGUAGUAGAAUGUUAGUGUGUGUCAGUGUGUCUGUAGUAGAAUGUCAGUUUGUGUGUAUCAAUGUGUGUGCGUAGUAGACUAUCAGAGUGUGUGUCAGUAUGUGUGUCAGUGUUCAUGUGUUAUUGUGUAUGUGUUUGUCAAUGUAUGUAUAUAGUAGAAUGUCAGUUUGUGUGUAUCAAUGUGUGUGCAUAGUAGAAUAUCAGUGUGUGUGUCAGUAUGUGUGUGCAGUAGAAUGUCAGGUAUGUGUCACUGUCUGUGUCAGUGUUCAUGUGUCUUUGUUUAUGUGUGUGUAAAUGUAUGUAUAUAGUAGAAUGUCAGUUUGUGUGUAUCAAUGUGUGUGCAUAGUAGAAUAUCAGUGUGUGUGUCAGUAUGUGUGUCAGUGUUCAUGUGUUAUUGUGUAUGUGUGUGUCAAUGUAUGUAUAUUGUAGAAUGUCAGUUUGUGUGUAUCAAUGUGUGUGCAUAGUAGAAUAUCAGUGUGUGUGCAGGGCCGGUGCAAGGAUUUUUGCCGCCCUAGGCAAAAGUAAAGUUUGACGCCCCCCUCCUCCCCCCCGUGACAUCGCAAUGCCCCACCCAUAUGACCUGCCAUGUUAACUAACGCUAGUGCUGCAGUGCCGCUGUGUUUACAUUAAAAGGCCUGCAGGGACAGGCUAUGGAUACCAGGACCACUACAUUAAGGUGCAGUGGUUCUGGGGACUAUAGUGUUUCUUUUAAUGUGAGGUACUAGAGAUUAGUGCCACUUAAUAAUAUACUAGAUUGCCUACUUACAAGCAGAUGAGGAUGAUGAUGGGCCUUGAAGCUGCAGUCUGGCUCCACUGGGUCUGGGUGUAUAACAGGAUCUCUGAGUGCUGUUUGUAACUGUGGUCACACAAAUCAAUGUUCUGGGAGAACGAGAAGUAGUUCCAUUUUUGGGGCCUUUACACAGCUCAAGGUCUGGGUCCCAGGGUCCACCUUCAUGUUCCACCAAUGAGUUUGUUCACAGGGGGUGGAGUGUGUAGGGGAUGUCCUGAUGUGUGUAAGGAAUGCAUUGUGUGAAUCUGUGUUUGUAUGUGUAAGGGCUGCGAGGUGUGUUUGUGUAUGUAUGGGAUGCAUUGUGUGAGUCUGUAAGGGAUGCAUUGAGUGUGUGUAAUGAAUGCAUUGUGUGUUCCUGUGUGUGUAAGGGAUGCAUUGCUUGUGCAUGUGUGUCUGUGUGUGUGUAAUACAUUGUGUGUUUUUCUGUGUGCAAGGGGUGCAUUGUGUGUGAUUGUGUGUAUGUGAUGGAUGUCAAUUUCCUUCUCCCCCCGUCAAUUUCCUCCCCCCCCUCCAAUUUCCUUCUCCCUCCCUCUCCAAUUUCCUUCUCUCCACCCCUCUCCAAUUUCAUUCUUCUCCCCUGCUCUCCAAUUUCCUUCUUCUCCCCCGCUCUCCAAUUUCCUUCAUCUCCCCCCUCCAGUUUCCUUCUUCUCCCCCCUCUCCAAUUUCCUUCUUCUCCCCCCUCUCCAAUUUCCUUCAUCUCCCCCCCUCAGUUUCCUUCUUCUCCCCACUCUCAGUUCCUUCUUGUCCCCCCUCUCAGUGCCUUCUCCUCCCCCCUCAAUUUCCUUUCCCCUCUACAGUUUCCUUCUUCUCCCCCCUCAAUUUCCUUCUUCUCCCCCUCUCAAAUUUCCUUCUCCCCCCCUCUCCAAUUUCCUUCUCCCCCCCUCUCCAAUUCCUUCUUCCCCUCAAUUUCCUUCCUCCCCCCUCAUCCCAAUUCCUUCUUCUCUUCCCUCUCAAUUUCCUUCUUCUCCCCCCCUCCUCCAGUUUCCUUCUCCUCCCCCCCCUCUCAAUUUCCUUCUUCUCCCCCCUCUCCAAUUUCCUUCUCCUCCCUCCUCCAGUUCCUUCUUCUCCCCUCUUUCCAAUUUCCUUCUUCUCCCCCCUCUCCAAUUUCCUUCAUCUCCCCAUCAGUUCUUCUUCUUCCCCCCCUCCAAUUUCCUUCUUCUCCCCCUCCCUCCCUCUCUCCAAUUUAGUUCUUCUCCCCCUCUCUCCAAUUUCAUUCUUCUCCUCCCUCUCCAAUUUCCUUCUUCUUCCCCUCCCCCUCCCUCUCCAAUUUCCUUUUUCUCCCCCUCCCUCUCCAAUUUCCUUCUCCCCCUCCCUCUCAUUGCCUUCUCCCCCCCUCCAAUUUCCUUCUUCUCCCCCCUCUUCAAUUUCCUUCUCUCCCCCCCUCUCAAUUUCCUUCUCCCCGUCCAAUUUCCUUCUCUCCCCUCUUCAAUUUCCUUCUCUCCCUCCUCUCCAAUUUCCUUCUUCCCCCCUUCCAAUUUCUUUACCCCCCCCACCUCUGUAGUAGCGUGGCCGAGCUCUGUAUGGUCCGUGGGUACAGGGAGCUUUUGUUUCCUGUACACGGCUGGACUAAAAGGAAGUGCACACUGAGUGUGUACUUCCUGUUAGUCCGGCCGGGUACAGGAGACAGAUGCUCCCUGUACCCGUGGACCAUACAGAGCUCGGCCACGCUACAUUGAGGGAGCUGACAGGAGGGAGCGCUGAGCACUUCCCUCCUGUCAGCCCCUCUCCUCAUGCUGCACCUGGGUGGUGCGGUCCGCCCUCAUGGACGCACCAUCCCAGGCAAAGCUGCAGCCGCCUGAGGCUCUCUACAGAGCGCUCGGGCGGCUGCAGCAUGAGGGGGGCCGGCGCUCCUGGCGGCACCCCUUCCCAAGGGGCGCCCUAGGCAGCUGCCUAGUCUGCCUAACAGGUAGCGCUGGCCCUGAGUGUAAUAAGUCUUAAAUAAAGUGCAAUUAGUGCUGAUAAGUGUGAACAGUGUAGUUAUUAAUGUAUAGUUAACACCUACCUAAAUGGCAAAUUAACUAAAGUGUUAUAAUUAUAUAAUGCAGAAAUAGAUGUGAAUGCAGGUAUAUACUUGUACAAAGUGCAAAGUGCAUUUUAAUGAUACAAAUUAGAAAUUGUUAGGCAGGGGCAGGUAAGGGAAAAGCAUAUAUAAAAAUAGAUACUAGAGAAUGAAGAGACAGUUAUAGUUUGAGCAAAAAAGUUCAAAAAGACCAUUCAAGAGAAUUGAGAUCAAAAAUUAAAAUCAAAACUUAAAAACACUUGCUACAAGUGACUUAUAUGAAUGAAUGAUAUGAAAUAAUUUCAUUCAGUCCUUUAGGGGCUAUGGUAUCCAAUAUAUAAAUCCAAAAUGUCUCUCGAUUUAGGAGAAGUUUGUUUCUGUCACCACCAAGUUGUGGCCGUUGUAUGUGAUCUAUAGCCACAAACUUAAGUGCUGAAAGUGGAUGUUGAAGGGCGACAAAAUGCUUGGCAACUGGUUGAUCAGAGGUUCCACCACGGUAGACCACACGUAUGCUCGAUUUGUGGCCCCUGAUCCUCUCACAUAAAGGUGUCUCGGUUUUACUGAUAUAUGAGAGUCCACAGGGGCAAGACCGUUUAUAGACCACAUAAGGAGUCUAGCAAGUAAUGGUAUAACAUAUCUGAAAAGACUUGUUCCUAUGUGGGUGCUGAAAGGUACGGGAUGGGGUCACAAUCCAAACAAUGAAUGCUCCCCCGAUUUUGUGCUUCGGUAUUUUUUUCAUAGCUUUUUGUCGGAUCAGUAUCCCUUAGAUUUUUAUUUCUUCGAUAGCAAAUGAGGGGGGUUCUUUAAACACUUUGGGGAGUGUGUCAUCACAUGCCACCAUCUUUCAGUUGUCCUUGAUCAUUUUGGAAAUCACUGGGGACGCAUCGUGGAAAUUUACAGGAAAGACUAACCUUGGGAUUUCUUUAUCCACUCUAGUCGAGCAGGCAGAUUUGCCUCUUCUCGUGCUCUAAGUCAUCGGUAGCCACGUUCAAGGAAUCUCUCCAUCAUAUCCCCCAGUUGUUCCUCCAUUAUAUUUACAUCCGAGUUGUUGCGGAUCACUCUCAAGAAUUGAGCUUAAGGUAAUGAUCUUUUAAAUAUCAUAAUGAUAAUAAUAAUGCCUCUGGGUGUGCGCUUGUAUUAUGCAAGAUGGUAUUGCGAUCCGUAGAUUUCUUGUAGAGACAAUAUGCUAUCCCCUGUUCAUUAAUAGAAAUCUCCAAGUCCAAGAAUUGGACAGAUGUGGAGUUAAUAUUCGAUUUGAAUCUUAUAGGACUUUCCACUUGGUUUAGGAAUUGUACCAUUUCCGUAGCCUCCGUUAUGCUGCCACCCCAGAAUAUCAGCAAGUCGUCAAUGUACCUAAAGUAGCCUUGAAUGUACUGGCCAUACUUAGAUAG
Molecule: messenger RNA, 8903 nt
Organism: Pelobates cultripes (western spadefoot toad)
Lineage: Eukaryota; Metazoa; Chordata; Amphibia; Anura; Pelobatidae
Source: the annotation of a GenBank genome assembly